Messenger RNA from Alternaria alternata, 3721 nucleotides. Its product is annotated as ARM repeat-containing protein. The transcript has 3 exons. Gene Ontology annotation, biological process: proteasome-mediated ubiquitin-dependent protein catabolic process. NCBI's taxonomy places the organism in Eukaryota, Fungi, Ascomycota, Dothideomycetes, Pleosporales, Pleosporaceae. Bases 326 to 3550 code for a protein of 1074 amino acids. Gene Ontology annotation, molecular function: protein binding. Gene Ontology annotation, cellular component: GID complex. The record is from RefSeq and is a predicted model, not a curated record.
UGCACUUCUUCGCUCGCGACCACUCUGUUGAGCAUGACUGGCUUUGCAGACUUGGCAUACCACCUGACAAUUACCUGAUUGUCGCAGCCUAUAUGCUGCAUCGGCAGUAGCAUAAUCUCCUGUUGCGCCUUGCUCCGACGAUACUCGCAACUCCCCAAUCCGCAGUUUCCCAGUGAAGCUUCCAUUGCGCCGCCCGUCAUUGCCACACGCUUGUGCGCCCAGUACUGGACCUCUUCGCAUGAGGCUGCACGACGACCGUUAAUCUGCGCCAACCGGUUGUAGUACACACCCAUUACCAAUUACCCGCUUACCUUCCGUCUACGCCAUGGGCCGGUCAAUGAUACCUCCGGCGCUCAACGAGCUCUCGAACCCUAGUACACCCGAGGCACAGGUCACAGCACUCCAGAACCUCAAAAACGAGAUAGUAGGGCAUGAGCAGAGGAAAGAACUAGCAGUGACACAUGGCGUUGUGAAACCACUGGCGGGUCUGCUACGGGCAGAAGCUAGGAAGGGUAGGAAGAGGAGGAGGAAUGUCACGAAUGGACACAGCUCCGGGCUCUUCAACGAUUCGAGGAAGGACAUGGAAGAAUGGACUACCGAGGAUGAGUUGAGAUUUCAGGCCACGCUCGUCGUCGGCAGCCUUGCGAAUGGCGGUCCAGCAUUUGUCGCCCCACUUCUAGCAGGUCAUGUCCUCCCUCCACUGCUCGAAGCGCUGAGGCCCAGCGAGACGCCCUCGAAACUCGUUACCACGACCCUCAAGACCCUCAAUCAGAUCAUUGACGCCGUCAACCAGGAGAAACCUUGGCUCGACACGUCCGACUCAUCCUCCCGGUCAUCUCUCGCUUUUGCCGUUAACGAGUCGAUAUACACCAGGUCUGUCAUUGACAGCCUCGCCGAGAUAUUGGCGCAACCAGCUGGGACGAUGAAGGCCAAUCAGCAGAUUGAGGCGACGAUCCGGCUCAUCAUGAAGACGUGCAUAGAAGACAACCAGAAGAAGAUGCUAGUGGAUUCAGGAAUACUGGAUCUUUUGGCUGACAAGCUUGCUACUGUCGCUGCCAUGGACGAUCGGAUCCCCGCAACAGAGUGGAAGCAGUCGAAUCGCGAGCGGCUUCCCCGUGCCUGUCUGCCAGAUAUUCUGGAGGCAAUCUCGGCUGUCAUCAAGGACUCACACUUUUACACUGCUCGGUUUCUCUACUCACACUCAAUACAGCAACUCUUCGGAUGGCCGAAGGAACGCGCCUCAGCGUUAGACGCAAGUAAUACAUCACAGGCGGCAUCCUGGGACAAAUUAAUUCCGCGGGUACAGACAAUGGCGAGCAAAUCAGAUCCGUACAUCAAACAAUGGCCGGCUCUUGGUGCCUACGCCUCUGCCGCUGGGGACAGUUAUUCUCGUCUGCCAAGUAUGGAGUCGUUACAGCAGACUUCAAGUAGAAGUGUCAUCACUGACGAAUCUGAGUCGCCGUUGUUCAUAUGGCUCAUGUACGUGGCCCGUCGAGGCGAAGGACGAGAGCGUCUUUCUGCUUGUUGGUUACUAGCGUUGUUGAAGAAAUUUGGCGAGCGAUGGCCUUUGAACGACCCUUCGAAGACCACAAGGGAAAGGCACUUCUCGUAUCUGAUUAUCCCGUUGGUGGAAAAGAUGAUUGAAGACUCAAGUCCGACAUCGGAGCAGACCAAGAAGGCGAGUACACUUAGUCCUGCGGCAAAAGACGAGUUGCGCUUUGUGUUGGAACGCUCACCAGUUGUGCUUGCUGAGCUUGUUGCUGGGAACAAGUCUCUUCAGACAGCGGCUGUCCAUACCCGGACCCUACCGACGCUCAUUCAGAUUCUCAAGAAGUCGUUCGAUGUGCCUGCUACGUCUUCGAAGCCCUUAUGGCAACCACGGUCAUCAUCUAACGAAGUUAGAGAUCCAAGUAUUGACCCUGCGUCAUCGACACUAGGUAGAUCCGGACUAAGUGCGGAUUUGUUGCAUGCUUUCAGAUAUCGAGAGAGCGUUCUCCUGGCCUUGGCGGCAAUAGCAGGAGAUCAAGAUUCUUUAAGGAAGAUGGUCAUUGAGAUGGGCGCUGCAACGCACAUCAUCGAAGCUCUGGUCCCGUACCGAGAAACCAAUGAGCAAGGGGCAUCCUCUUCAGCAAAGGAUGGCAACCCUGAUGCGGUACUAAUUGCUGCUUGCAAAGUUACACGGUCGCUUUCAAGGUCUGUCAGUGUACUCAGAACCAGCUUGAUCGAUCACGGUGUUGCACAGCCAAUUUUCGAGCUCUUGACGCAUCCGAACGUCAAAGUGCAGAUUGCUGCUACCGAGGUCAUAACAAAUUUGGUACUGGAUGUGUCUCCCAUGCGAACUGAGAUUCUUGAAUCUGGAGUAUUGGGAACUCUGUGCGAGCAAUGUCGAUCAGCAAACUUUGACCUUCGUUUCGGCAGCCUUUGGGCACUUAAGCACUUGUGUCUGGGUCUGCCACAUGCUAUGAAGAUACAGUGUCUCGAAGAGCUCGGUGUAGGCUGGCUCGUGCAGGUACUCAACGGGGAGCCAUCCAAGCCUGCUAUGGGAACACCCAAUGCAGCUGGGGAACAGGUCGAUAUUCUCAACGCUGUCGACGAGCCUCACAUGGAUGUGGAUGACGAGCCAUCAUCGGAAAAUGAUGAUGACGAUGCCAUGACUGAGAGCAUACCGUCUAUGCGACGACAUCAACGUCCUGGAUCUCGAUACACGAGUGCAACGAACAUCCGAGAUCGAUUACAGCAAAUUAAGAAUGAUGAACAGGAUCAUCGGCUGAACAGUGAGCGCGAUGACAUACGCAUACAAGAGCAAGCGCUCGACUUCAUUCGGAACUUCGUCUCCGAAGACAAAGCCUCUGGUGAAAUGAUUGAUCACCUCCUCAAGACGUUUGGCCACAGCCGGUUCUUUGAAAUUCUCGAUGCUAAGAUCCGGCCGAAACACUCUUCCUUGUCCACAUCAUCGUCCCAGAGUCAAACCAGUCCUAGUGCUCCCAGUUACUGGCCAAGCAACAGCCACCGUACACCCUUUUCUUCUUCCACGAACAACCCAGGGCAAUCGAACUGGGCUACAUAUCCUGCCACCGAACUCAUUCUUGCUGCCGUAUAUAUACUCGUACACCUCGCCAAUGGCCGACCUCAACACCGCUCCCUCCUUAUUUCACAGACCACACUCAUGCAACAUGUUCUUCCUCUUUUCGCGCAUCCUCGUCGCGAUGUUCGCGUAGCUUGCUCGUGGAUGUUGCAUAAUCUUGUUUGGGUAGAAGACCACACCGACGAAGCUGCGACGCGCGAACGGGCUAUCAGUCUCCGCCAACUAGGUUUCGAGGAAGGUGCCAAGCAGCUGGGACGUGACGUCGACACUGAUGUCAAACAACGUGCUAUUGUAAGUAUUGAGCAAUUUGACAAGCUGCUCAACGGUGGCAGUGGUCAUGGACGAGGUGGUGGCUUCGGCAGCCCUAGCGGAUUCGGUGGUGGAGAGGGCGGGGUUGGUGGACUUGCAGGUAUGGGUGGGCGCUUGUCAGCGAUGCAUGGCUGGAGACACGAUUCUAGGGGUUGAUUGUUUGGUAAGAGUGUAAUAAGUGGGGAGUAUAUGGGGGCUAAUUCUUCGGGUGCAUUUUGGGCGUAUGUUCUUUCAGCUUUAGCCUAUGUGUUAGUUGUAUGAUUGGGAUCGAGGAAACAAGGAUAUGGCAUUGUUUCUAGCAAGCAAAAUAACGACUAUUCUUAUACG